AUGUCGAACUCCUUCCCAGUCCAACAAGCGAAAUUGGAUCUUCGUGAAGCUGAGUUCCAAGAGAAUAAAACCAAUUGGGAGCCGGUCCUAGACAAACUAGACAAGGCCCUCAAAACUGUUAGUGAUGAAGGCAAUCAAAGCUCGAUUGACCGGCACCAGGGCAGGGGCCAACUUCUUCCCCGCGAUCGGAUCUCCCUACUCUUAGAUGACGAUUCGCCUUUCCUGGAGUUAUGUGCUUUUGCCGGGUUCGGAAAUGUUGACUCCACGCCCUGCGCCAACUUGAUCGCUGGGGUAGGCAGUGUGAGCGGCCAACGGUGCUUGAUCAUGUCCCACAUACCGACUCAAAAGGGUGGAGCGUGGAAUGAGAUGACAGUUCUCAAAGUAAACCGCAUACUUGAGAUCGCAUCCGAUAACGAUCUUCCUUUGAUAUCCCUGGUUCAAUCCGCAGGUGUAUUCCUUCCACAGCAGUUCCGCGUCUUCCACAAAGGCGGUCAGCUCUUCCAUGACCUUGCUGUACGAACGUUGAAUGGUAAACCAUCAUGUGCUGUUGUAUUCGGGUCCUCGACAGCUGGAGGAGCGUACCAUCCUGCGCUGUCCGAUUAUACGAUUUUUGUAGAGAAACAAGCUCAAGCCUUUCUCGGAGGCCCGCCAUUGGUGAAGAUGGCUACCGGAGAAGUGGUCAAUGCCGAAGAGUUGGGUGGUGCACACGUGCAUGCCACACUCACUGGCCUGGCUGACCAGAUAGCAACUGACGAGUUCGACGCAAUCCAGAAGGCACGGGAAUGGGCAAGCACUCUCAAGCCUCGACCCGGCCCGCUUCGCCUCAAAGACCCCUUGGCUCCACGAUAUCCCAUUGAAGAUAUCCUUUCUCUGGUCAACCCCGACAUACGAAAGCCUUUUGACAUGAAGGAAGUUGUUCUUCGCCUUGUAGACGAGUCAAGGCUGUCCAUCUUCAAGCCCAAAUACGGAAUAAAUAUGCUGACGUGCUGGGCUCAUAUUAUGGGGAUCCGUGCUGGGAUUGUGGCAAAUCAGAUUUCAAUAAUAAAUGCCAAUGAAGCGACCAAAGCGGCACAAUUCAUUCGUCUAUGCAAUCAAGAGCAAACCCCCAUCAUCUUCUUGCACAACGUGACGGGCUUCAUGGUCGGUACCAAAGCCGAACACUCGAGUAUCAUCAAGUUUGGCGCACAGCUCGUCUCGGCUGUGUCUUGCUCACAGGUCCCGCACAUUUCCAUCAUUCUCGGUGCUUCCUACGGUGCUGGCAACUACGCCAUGUGCGGGAGGUCAUACAAACCUCGAUUUCUGUUCACCUGGCCGAUUGGGAAGUGCGGCGUGAUGGGACCUGAUCAGCUCGCCGGUGUCAUGGAACAGAUUGAGCGAGGCAAAUCUUUGAAUGAAGAGCAGACAAACGAGAAAGUGAACGCUUUCAAAACCCAGGCGCGAAAAGAUUCCGAAAGCUAUGCGACAAGCGGUAUGCUCAUUGAUGACGGCAUCAUUGACCCUCGUGAUACUCGUGAUAUCUUGGGUAUGUGUCUGGAGAUUGUCGGCUCGACAAAUGAUUCUCGUGUGCACGGGAGCCGGUUUUUGGCACGAAUCUAA
This is a messenger RNA of Clonostachys rhizophaga, 1596 nucleotides long. NCBI's taxonomy places the organism in Eukaryota, Fungi, Ascomycota, Sordariomycetes, Hypocreales, Bionectriaceae. The record is from the annotation of a GenBank genome assembly.